Carassius auratus (goldfish) is the source of this 1838-nucleotide messenger RNA. Its product is annotated as BTB/POZ domain-containing protein 9-like. The record is from RefSeq and is a predicted model, not a curated record. Lineage: Eukaryota; Metazoa; Chordata; Actinopteri; Cypriniformes; Cyprinidae. Gene Ontology annotation, cellular component: cytoplasm. The annotation marks the transcript as partial. The transcript has 8 exons. Gene Ontology annotation, biological process: modulation of chemical synaptic transmission; circadian behavior; adult locomotory behavior.
AGUGAGAAGGAGAAGGAGAUAUUUCAGGCCCUCUGUCGCUGGUGUCACCACAACGGUGAUGGCCCAGAGGCAAAGGAAGUGAUGUCAGCAGUGCGCCUGCCCCUGAUGACCCUCUCGGAAAUGCUGAAUGUGGUUCGUCCCUCGGGCCUCCUCAGCCCGGACGACCUGCUAGAUGCCAUACAGACCCGCUCGGAGAGCAGAGACAUGGACCUCAACUACCGCGGUGUUGUAGUCCCCGAGGAGAACAUUGCCACUAUGAAGCACGGCGCUGUGGUGGUGAAGGGUGAGAUGAAGUCUACUCUUCUGGACGGAGACACGCAGAACUAUGAUCUGGACCAUGGCUUCUCAAGACACCCCAUAGAAGAAGACGGACGGGCCACUGGCAUCCAGGUCCGUUUGGGUCAAUCCUUCAUCAUCAACCACAUACGUCUACUGCUGUGGGACAAGGACAGCAGGUCAUACUCGUACUAUAUCGAGGUGUCUAUGGAUGAGCUGGACUGGGUGCGUGUGGUGGAUCACUCCAAGUCCCUGUGCCGCUCCUGGCAGCAUCUUUAUUUCCCAGCACGAGUCUGCAGGUUUAUUCGUGUUGUAGGGACACAUAACACUGUCAACAAAGUGUUUCACUUAGUGGCUCUGGAGUGCAUGUACACACACCAACCUUUUACCUUGGAGAAAGGCCUUCUGGUUCCCAGAGAGAACGUGGCGACCGUGCAGGGAUGUGCUAGUGUGAUCGAGGGUGUGAGUCGCAGCAGAAACGCCCUGCUCAAUGGGGACACAAGCCACUAUGACUGGGACUCGGGAUACACCUGCCACCAGCUGGGCUCUGGAGCCAUCGUUAUCCAGCUCGCUCAGCCUUACAUGCUGAGCUCAAUGCGGUUGCUGUUAUGGGACUGUGAUGAGAGGAGCUAUAGUUAUUACGUGGAGCUGUCCACAGACCAGCAGCAUUGGGUGAGAGUUGUAGACUGCACUAAGGUGGCGUGUAGGUCGUGGCAGACUCUAACAUUUGACAGACAGCCUGCAUCCUUUAUUCGUAUUGUGGGAACUCAAAACACAGCUAACGAGGUCUUCCACUGCGUUCACUUUGAGUGCCCCGCACAGGUGGACAUGGUUGUUAAAGAAGGAAGACCUGGACCAGAUCAGCUCAAACCAGAAUGCAGCUCCCAGAACUCAAAUUCACAGAGCCUGAUGUCCCAAAAACCCUCCAUGUCUCCGCCUAUAUAGACUGUGGAUGGAAGUAUGAAAAGACACACUUGAGACACUCAUCUUGAAAAGUUGUGUUCUCAAGGUUACGUGCUGCUAAAAAAAGAACUCUUUAUAUUUAUAAUGAGAAAAUACUUGAGCUGAUUAUAAGAUGAUGGUGAAUAUAAGAAUGACUGUCACGUGCACUUAUUUUAUUACGUUCAGAUAACUUUAAAAAACAUUAUAAUAAAAGUAUUACAGACCUAGUGUUUUUUAAAUACUCUCAGUUAUUAGACAUCUUACAAAUGUUUGUAAUAGAAAAGUACAUGAAAAUUAAAAAUAUAUUUUUUUAAAUCACCAUGUACUGCAUAGGCACAAAUAUAUGCAAAAUUAUUAACAGUAGAAUUUUAGGCUGUAUAGUAAAACUGAUGUUACUGUAAUAUAACAGCAGAAGUGUGAUGUAUAUAGAUUUAUAUAGGUUUAGCAUUGCGUUAGUAGUGCUAAAGGUUGUGGGUUCGUUUCCCAGGGAACACUCAUACUGGUAAAAAAAAAAAAUGUAUAGCUUAAAUUCAUAAAUGUAAUGUAAAUGUUAAUUCAUGUUUGUAUUCGUAACUUCUGCAAAAUGCCAGUUUGCACUAAAGUUUCAACAUCAGCAACAA